AUUUGGUUGCUCUCGAGCAGUCGACGCUGGGUUCGUUACGGACCAUGCAGCAUAAAGAUCAGUAUGGAAAUAUUAUCACUGAUCCCGAUCUCUCCAACCCCACGCGCCCGAGGUUUGAACGUCCGCUUGAAACCAUCCGAUCUUUUGAGGCGGCAAUCUAUGGGACAUACAGCAGUAGGCCUGCUUCGUAUGUAAGGACAGAAUCGACUCCUGCAACUCCGGGGCCAGACCACAGUCGGCGGGGAAGCUACUUUGGAGCUCAAAACGGUCAUUCGCACCGGGGUCACUAUGAUCAGGGCGGCCAUUACAAUGGUCGCGGGGCCUAUUCGCGACCGGACAGCUAUGUCGAGAAUGGUAACGGCCAGUCCGACAACUAUUACCCCUACAAUCAGGGCGGCGGCCGACCGCGACCACGCCACCAUGCACGGAUGAACACCGACCAAAGUGGAUAUUCACAACACGGCUAUCACAAAUCAUAUGACAACAUGACCGCAGCGUCUGGCUCGGGCUCUGGCAGCAACACCGACGCUUACGGCAACUCCACCGACCCCAGCUCUGUGAACAGCUCUAUCGAUCAGUUCCAACAGCAGCAACAGCAGCAGCAGCAGAUGGCCGAAAACUAUGGGUUCCAAGGAUUUGGCGCCGGGCCGAAUCUGAACGGACAAGCUGGCGCUGGUGGACGGAUCAACUUUGGUAGCAAACCGCCAGCGGCUGACCCCAACGCUGGUGGCCCUGUUGGCGGCGGUGCCGCCGUCGCUGCCACAGCCAACCGGCGUCACCUGCGCAAGGCUACGAAUGACUCUGAAAUGAGCAACGACUCGAAGAAAAAGGGCUGGUUCAAGCGUCGUUUCAGCAAGAACUAGUCGUCUGUGAGCCGGCUCCUCACAUCUUCUUACCUUACUCUUACUAUUCGAUGCGUGUUUUCUGAUCCGAUUUGUCUGGGUGUACUACCUCCGCGGCGUUCAAGAGUCAUGUUCAAGCACAGCAACUGGGAUUUCGGGACGGACUGUGUCGGGUUUGGAUUCGAUUGCACUUUAUUUUACUCUUUCAUCUUUGCAUGCGGUUGACGAGACCAUGAUACAUGGAUGCUUUUUUUUUUUUCUUGCUCCUCCUUACCUUUUCCUUUCUCUGCCAUGACAGUGCAUGAGAUACUAGCCAGUAUGAUGUUGAUUGAUACGGGUGAAGUUGUGAGUAAUGGUAGGGUAGUGUGACUGAAAAAGGGUUAUGAAUACCUUCAUACUUGCUGUCAAAUACAGAAUAGAUACUCAGUAAUGACCAGUAUAUAUCAAUCGUACUUGUCAGUCAGAAUACUGGAAGUAUUCUGAAAUAACUAUGUCCAUUGAAAGAAAAGAA
Molecule: messenger RNA, 1353 nt
Organism: Aspergillus vadensis CBS 113365
Lineage: Eukaryota; Fungi; Ascomycota; Eurotiomycetes; Eurotiales; Aspergillaceae
Exons: 4
Coding region: 45-863 (272 amino acids)
Source: RefSeq, a predicted model, not a curated record